UAUGUCUGUUCCAACUCAAGCCUGUACAUUUUCUGGUUUUAAAAUCUAUCCUGGCCAUGGGAGAACGAAUAUCCGCCGUGAUGGAAAAACGCUUCAUUUCAUCACCGCAAAGACAUUUGGAACUUACAAGCAGAAUUCCAAGCCACAUAACAUCCGUUGGACCGUGUUCUACCGUAGGAAGCACAAUAAGACAAAAAUCAAAUCUGAAAGUAGAAACAAGUCAAGAAAAACAACCAAAUUUACACGUCCAAUUUUGGGGAUGGGCCUCGCUGAGAUUUUAGCCAAAACACAGAAGAAAGCUCAAAUCAAAGAAGCCGCCAACGCUAAGGCUGCAAAGUACUAAUUUACUUCACUAUUUAGAAUUGCCACUGAACGUAAAAAACUUAGAGAAAGCACACGUCCGAAGGUUCAAGCUCAUCAGGUUAAGGCUCAAAAUAUGCCAAAGACUGCCAAGGCUCCAACUAAGAAAAAAUUUCAUUAAA
This is a messenger RNA of Octopus sinensis (East Asian common octopus), 482 nucleotides long. RefSeq names its product 60S ribosomal protein L24-like. The transcript has 2 exons. Lineage: Eukaryota; Metazoa; Mollusca; Cephalopoda; Octopoda; Octopodidae. Gene Ontology annotation, molecular function: mRNA binding; structural constituent of ribosome. The coding region runs from base 2 to 343 and encodes 113 amino acids. The record is from RefSeq and is a predicted model, not a curated record. Gene Ontology annotation, biological process: cytoplasmic translation. Gene Ontology annotation, cellular component: cytosolic large ribosomal subunit.